AUGCGACUCUCGUGUGCACUGAUCGCAGCAUGUACGCUCGCUUUUGCGACGGCAGGCGCUCCAUGUGACGAGAGGAAGCUGCAACGAGACGCCGUGAUGCUGCUAGCGGCCCAUGUGGACGAGGAACUCGGCGGCGUCGGAGCGGGCAAACGCGACGUCGUUGGCUUCCAGUAUCUGAAACCUGCCGAAGCUCUCUUGGCAGCACAAGCCUUGGCUCACGAGGAUUUUAACCAGGCAGCUGAGCAGGUCCUGCGUAUCCUCAAGUACCAGAAGCCCAACGGGUUACUGCCGCACUUGAUCUAUGGUCCGUCCGUUCCAUCUCAUCAGCGAUGGAUCCCCAGCAAUCGCACCUUCCACCCAGGUCCGGCAUUUUGGCAGCAACUGCAGACGCAGGCGGAGGAGCAUACGACAUCGCUGCUCAAUACCUCGACGAUCUCAGCUCCCCCGGUAGCUGCUGACGUGGCUUGGGAAAUUUUCCGAUUGGCUCCGUACGAAUCGGCGCUGGGGGUGAGGAUUACAGCAGUGCAGUUUCUGUGUCACGUCUACGAUCCGCUGAAGAAACUGCAGGAGCAUUUAUUCUCGACACGCCGCGGUCCUUCUCCCAAGAGUUUGCUCACUGCGCGUGUAAGGCACCCUUGGGAGACGUUUUCGUCACUCUCACCGCACUGGAAAGCCUUUCUCGCCGACCUGAAGAAUGCACCAGACUAUGACAGAGUCGUUAGCUCUAUUCCCGAGGAAGCUCGAACUCGUUUUGCAGCAGGUGCAAGUACCCUAAUUUCAGCAGAAGAGGCCGUGAAGAGUGUGUAUGAGCCAAUGGUUUACCUCGCAGCACAAAUUCGUGGUCGCAGUGGCAUUUACAGCCGCAACGGAGCCAUGUUAGAGUCGAUCGUAAAUACUGCAGGCAGUGUUGAGGCAGACCGAUUUGGAGUCGAGGACGUGGAAUUCAAUGCCCUGAUGCUGCGGUCAUCACUGAGCCUAAUAAACAUCGGCCGUGUGCUUGUGGAACACUCGUCCGUUUGCACGGAGUUUACUCUAACUCAAAAAGAACUCCAGAAGGAUAUGAAGGAGCUGCAUUCUAUGGCCAGAGGGCUGAAGGGUGCGCUUGUUGGCGAUAAUAGCACUCGAGGGCUGUGGAACAAAUCCUUUGAUUACUUCGCGGACUCGAGUAGGCUAUCGUCAACUUCGGUUCACUCCUUGCGCGGGUUUCUACCUGGAUACGCUACAGAGCUGGAUGAGGACAAAAAGAUGCUUUCGAUGAAGCAUUUCCUGUCCGAGCCCGGCUCAUUCUCUUUCUUUUGCACCCAGUUCCCAGCUUCCUUUUUCCCGUGCUCGGGGGAUGACUCGGCUAAAGUUGCUGAAGACCGCCCCUCUGUCACGACGUGGAUUCUCUACAACUACUAUCUCCAACGAGGUUUUGCCAGGAACAAAUUUCCAGGACUAGCUGAUUAUAUACGUAACAAGACAAGGGAUAUGAUAUGUGAGGCAACUGCACCUGCUCAGCGAUGGUCUCCUUUUUCACUGUCGGUGGACAUGCCUGUACCUUCGGCUCUCACGCUAGCCUACGACUCUCGAAGUGCUAAACCGGUCCAAGUGUUUGAUGAUAGCUACUUGGGAUCGACGCUGGCUGCCGCCGCUCUUCUAAACAUCCUGUUGCCAGCAAUGACACCGCCACCAAGCCCAGACACGCCACCCAUUGAUCAUCGUCUUCUCUCUAUUAUUAUGUGCGUCGAGUUGGUAGUUGCGUUCGGAGUUGCCAUGAGCUGUUUCCUGUUUUCGGUUUAUUUUGUGGCGAACCGACCUCGAGACACACGGUUGUCUUCGACAUCAGCGGCUCGACGAAGAUCAUCUGUCGGAAAGAAAUCCCGAGACAAGUCAGAUCGCCGCAAAGAAGACCUGGACGAACGCGGCCGAUCAAGCGCCAGCGGCUCAUCGUGGGCAGACAGAUAUUCCGAAUCGUCUUACAGUGAUUACUCCCCGCGUUCUGGGCACACACCAUACGAGCUAGAGGAGUCGUUGAUUUCUGAAGAGGACGAGCAUUACGGAUCCUUUGAUGAAGCAGAACAGCCCGAGACUCCUUCAAAUUCGGCGUGGAAAGCCGCGAGAAAGGUGCUAGCUGACAUCAGCCCCUGGUAA
Phytophthora infestans T30-4 is the source of this 2133-nucleotide messenger RNA. RefSeq lists its product as uncharacterized. Bases 1 to 2133 code for a protein of 710 amino acids. Lineage: Eukaryota; Oomycota; Peronosporomycetes; Peronosporales; Peronosporaceae. The record is from RefSeq and is a predicted model, not a curated record. The transcript has 5 exons. Gene Ontology annotation, biological process: carbohydrate metabolic process.